UAUCUAUAUCGUCACAUUUCUGUUGCAAAAUCUAAAUACCUCUAAUUUGGUUUUACAAUGAAAUUUAUAAGAUAUAUUUCUAAAAUAAUUUUAAAUUGCAAUUUUAAUGUUAUAAUUUAACACUAUGUCAAUAAGUAAUUUGUAAAGUAUAUAAAUAAAGGAAAAAAUUCAAUGUACAGACAUUUUUUCUAAUAGUUUGCAUUACUUUACCUUGACAAAUAAUUUAAUCUGUUCGCAAUUAUCACUAUUUAUUCGUAACGUGAAUACGCGCUUAUGUGCGCUCUGAUGAUAAUGGUUAGGAAAAUUGAGUACAUAUAUGGCGUUAAUGAUGCAAAUAGGUUAAAGUAAAAAAGUUACAUUACAUGAAACAUCUAUCGUGUUUUAAACCCAUGAUUUCUAUACUCUGUUGAUAACAUUACGGAUGGUACUGCAAUGGUAAAAGAGCAUUAAUAUUUCAGAAAAUCGGAACUCACAAAUACAUUUAAUAUCAAAUUUAUUAUUAUAUCUUAUCUGUGGUAUUACUAUACUUCAAGUUUGACGUUGAUAAUGUAUGUGUAAACGUCAUCAGGUGUACUAAAUAUAUAAAUAACUUAUAAAUACUAAACAGUGACAUAAUAAUUCUAUGUAAACUAACAUAAACACGUUUAACAAUAAUUUUAAAAAAUGGUAGGCAUUUUAAACGAGUCUGACAGCGAAGAUGAAUUACCUCCUGGUUGGGAGGAGAUGACAACUGCUGAUGGAAAUGUCUAUUACGUAAAUCAUUACACGAAAGGCACACAAUGGACACAUCCUAGAACUGGUCGUCAAAAAAUCGUUGAAGGAGAAUUACCAACUGGAUGGGAGAAACGUGUAGCAGAUGAUGGUAAAGUUUUAUUCAUUGAUCACGUGAGUCAAAUAACAACGUAUACUGAUCCACGAUUAGCAUUUGCUAUGGAAUAUAGAGGGGUAUCACAACCUGUACGACAGCGUUUUGAUGGCAGAAGCAAUGCGUUAGCUGUUUUAUAUGGGCGAGAUUUAAGGGAUAAGGUCGCCAUUGUUACAGGUGCAAAUACAGGCAUAGGAUUUGAAACUGCUAGAUCAUUAGCUUUACAUGGUUGUAAAGUGAUUCUAGCUUGCAGGGAUAUAAAAAAAGGUGAAGAAGCAAUACAGAAAAUUCAAAAAGAAAGGGAGAAUGUUAAUUGUGAAACAUUAGAAUUAGACCUAUCUUCAUUACAUAGUGUUAAAGAAGCAGCUGAGAAAUUUAAACAGAAGUACAGGUCUCUUCACAUAUUGAUAUUAAAUGCUGGGGUUUUUGCAAUUCCCUAUGAACUUACCAAAGAUGGUUAUGAAACAACAUUUCAAGUAAAUCAUCUUUCUCACUUUUAUUUUACCCUUCUGUUGGAACAUCCGAUUCAAAAUUGCCCUAAUUCUAGGGUAGUGGUGGUAUCAAGUGAAUCUCACAGGUUCUCUUCACUUCAGACAGUAGAAGACUUUCAUCAACUGACUCUUUCUCCUCCUGCAUAUAAAUAUUGGUUUAUGGGAGCAUACAACAAUUCUAAAUUAUGUAAUAUUUUGUUUGCACAAGAAUUAGCAAAGCGAUGGCCUUCUGUUGGUGUAUUUAGUUGCCACCCUGGUAAUAUGGUUUCAUCUUCAUUGCCUCGCUAUUCUUGGAUGCUGCGAUUUGUAUUUAUGUUAGUGAGACCAUUCACAAAAUCGCUGCAACAAGCAGCUAGUACAUCAAUUUUUUGUGCAACUGCUCCGGAAUUAGAAGGAGUAACGGGAGUUUAUUUUAAUAACUGUUUUCGUUGUGAUCCCUCUACUCCUGCACUAGAUUCUGCACUUGCGACAAGAUUAUGGUCUGUUAGUCAAGACAUGAUUGUAAAUAUCAUGAAAAAGGACAAACUGUGGGAAACAUUAGCAUUAAAAUGAAAUGUGCUAUUGUAUAAAGAUUGAAUGAUUAUAUUUAAACCAAAAAAUACU
Messenger RNA from Nomia melanderi (Alkali bee), 1959 nucleotides. RefSeq names its product WW domain-containing oxidoreductase (gene Wwox). The record is from RefSeq and is a predicted model, not a curated record. NCBI's taxonomy places the organism in Eukaryota, Metazoa, Arthropoda, Insecta, Hymenoptera, Halictidae. Gene Ontology annotation, molecular function: protein binding.